Molecule: messenger RNA, 620 nt
Organism: Mercenaria mercenaria
Lineage: Eukaryota; Metazoa; Mollusca; Bivalvia; Venerida; Veneridae
Exons: 2
Coding region: 35-340 (101 amino acids)
Source: RefSeq, a predicted model, not a curated record
GGUUCGUAGUACUACAGGACCAAAUGCUGGAUUCAUGUUCCUUGGGAGUGGUGCAAUGGCAUAUGUCAAGACUCCAAGAGACAGUGUGUGUAGUUAUGGUGGACUUGUGUAUGCGUACGAUACUUUAAACAUCCGCUUCUGGAGACCAACAUCAGCCAUAAACGGCGGAUUGAUCUGCGUGUCCCAUUUCUUUGGCAAUGGUACCAACUCACAAUUGUCAACAUAUACUGAAGUGGUCAUUCGUUCCUGGGGUGUAGAUUCUAUUAGAAAUACAAGGACAUGGAAGUUUGAAGUACCGCAAAAUACGUGUAGAAAGCCAACACGGAUUCCUGUUGAAUAAAGAAAUUAUUGUCACAAAACUUUACUACUACAGACGGCAAUUUAAGAUCACGCUGUCAAUUAAAACAGAACAACGAACGUCUUUGACAAUAGUGAAAACAAAAAACGUUCAGGAUUGACAGAUUUUUAUUCAAUAAAAAACGUUAUCACAAAUCUUUCAACAUUUUAUUUCCAUUUUCAAGCGCUUGUAGACUGUACUACAGUUUUGUUACCGUAGACCAUUUUAACACGUGAUAUAACAAGUAAGGACAUAUAAACGUCUAAACUACCUAAAAGUUUAA